Messenger RNA from Danio aesculapii, 4752 nucleotides. RefSeq names its product aldehyde dehydrogenase 3 family, member A2b (gene aldh3a2b). Gene Ontology annotation, cellular component: cytoplasm. The record is from RefSeq and is a predicted model, not a curated record. The transcript is spliced from 11 exons. Bases 112 to 1584 code for a protein of 490 amino acids. Lineage: Eukaryota; Metazoa; Chordata; Actinopteri; Cypriniformes; Danionidae. Gene Ontology annotation, molecular function: aldehyde dehydrogenase (NAD+) activity. Gene Ontology annotation, biological process: aldehyde metabolic process.
UUUAAUGUUUACCAUCGUCAGCUUGACUGAAGUAUCAGAUCUGAUAGCUUCGUCUGAGCGCCACACUAUUAAAGAGAGACAGACGUAGAAGCACUGCGAAAUAACAUAAGGAUGUCUCGAGAGCAGAAAGCAGUGGAACGUGCCAGAAAGGCCUUCUUCACUGGCCGGAGCAAAUCUCUGGAGUACCGCAUUACACAGCUGAAAAACCUGCAGCGUUUUAUGCAAGAACGACAGAAGGAAAUUGCAGAGGCCCUCAAAAAAGAUCUCAAACGGAGUGAGUUUGGGACUUCUUUAUAUGAGACCCUGGGUGUGGAGAGUGAGAUUAAUCUGGCUUUGAAAAAGCUGAAAGAAUGGGCUGCUCCUCGACCUGUGAACAAGAGCAUAAUGACCAUCUCAGACCAGGUCUACAUCCAGCCUGAGCCUCUGGGAGUGGUGCUGGUUAUUGGGGCCUGGAAUUACCCCUGGGCAGUCACCGUCGGGCCCCUCGUAGGAGCCAUAGCUGCAGGUAAUGCAGCAGUGAUCAAACCAUCUGAAGUCAGUUCUCACACUUCCAAAGUAAUGGAGGAGUUCUUACCGCUCUACCUUGACAAAGAGUUGUACCCUGUAGUGACGGGUGGUGUAAAAGAGACGCAGGAACUCCUCAAGCAGCGUUUUGAUCACAUCUUCUACACUGGAAAUGGCAUGGUGGGUAAAAUCAUCAUGGAGGCGGCAGCGAAACACUUAACACCUACCACUCUGGAGCUGGGCGGAAAGAGCCCGUGCUAUAUCGACAAAAACUGUGACCUCACUAUCGCCUGCAGGCGGAUUGCGUGGGGAAAAUACUCAAACUGUGGUCAGACCUGCAUCGCUCCAGACUACAUCCUGUGUGAUCCUAGCAUGCAGGACAGAGUGAUCGAAGAGAUCAAGAAGAAUAUCAAAGAAUUCUACACAGAAAACCCCCUGAAAUGUCCAGAUUAUGGCCGCAUCAUCAAUCAGCGCCACUUCAAGAGACUGAUGUCACUGAUGGAGGGCAGCAGCAUCGCUGUGAGCGGUGAACACAAUGAGGCUGAGUGCUACAUCGCUCCAACAGUACUGAGAGACGUGAAGCCUGAUGCCAAGGUGAUGCAGGAGGAGAUCUUCGGCCCUCUGCUGCCCAUCGUGACCGUAAACAGUGUUGAUGAAGCCAUCAAAUUCAUCAACCAGAGGGAAAAACCCCUCGCAUUGUACAUCUUCUCUUCAGACAAGAAGUUGAUCGACAGAAUGAUAGCAGAGACCUCUAGUGGUGGAGUGAUGGCCAAUGACUGUUUGAUGCACUUCUCUGUCAGCUCUCUGCCUUUUGGGGGAGUUGGUGACAGUGGUAUGGGCCGUUAUCAUGGCCAGCACGGCUUUGAUAACCUGAGCCACAUGCGUGGGGUUCUGCUCAAGCAGUUGAAGAUGGAGGCAGUCAAUAAGAUGCGUUAUCCUCCACACACCGCAGAUAAACUGGGCUGGGCUCGAUUCUUCAUGGUCAGACAUGUCGACUUUGGCAGCCUGGGCCGCAUGGCGAUGUUGGCUCUGCUGGUGGUGUUUGCUGCAGUCAUCAUACAGAGAUAUUUUACUGACUAAGAAUGUGAAUAAUAUGAAGAAUCCUUCCCUUCACCUCAAACUCUGGUCAGACAGUGUGUGGAUGGACCUGAAGUGCUGCUUCUCUCCUUUGCCUUAGUUUUAUUAUAAUGUCCGUCAUUCAUUUCAAUCAUUCAAUAUCUAGAGCACUUUAAUCAGUGUUUAUUUUAGGAUACGCUCAUUUUAUGUAACACUCUCAUCAUCUUGUCCAUGACUGGGAUGUUUUUAAUGAAGGAUAUGAAGGUCUUACAACAGAUUUAAUGAUUUGUUUUUCUAAACUAAAUAAUAAUAUAUAACCUAUACUCUGAACAAGAAGACCAGGAUUUUAAAGAUAUACACAUUUCAAACAGAAAUCUAAAUGUGAGUUUUGUGAACCAUUAACAGAUCGUUUGAGCUGCAGUUGGGUGGUCCGCUCAUGUUUAUUUAUGAAGGAUUUUAAGAAAAUAUUGUCUAAAGUCUAGAAUGUUUUACAUUUUACUGGAGAGUUCGUGCAAAAAUGAAUCUUUUGUCAUCAUUUACUCCUAAUGACAUCUAAAAUCUGUUUGUCUUUUCUUUUUGUGAAGAAAUUUUUAAAAAUAGUAAUGGUGCGCUUUUUAUUUUAUUUUUUUACAAAGCAAGAUGCCAGAAAUUUGGUGUACAUCGCUACAUUUUAGGUAAUGUUCAAUUUUUGGCUUGUUCGUGCCAUCAUUUCCUUUUUGUGAUAUUAGAUUGUGUGCCGUGAUUUCCGUUGUUUACAAGACUUGCAUCUAUGCAAUAACCAAAAUAUUUCUGCUAAUAACUGCUAAUGGGGCUUGUAACAUGUAUUACUGGAUACAUGUAUACAUGGAUAAUUAUCCAAGUUAAUGUCAGAACAUAUAAUGUUGACUGCCAACCUGAAUCUAUAAUAACCCUUUUUUGAGAUUUCGAAUUGGCCAACCUAACUUUACAAAUAUAUCGCCACCUGUUGUUUGCUUUUGACUGUGCUUCUUAGUGGGUUUUUUUUUUUUUCGUGUUUUUAUUUCAGAUAACAUUAUCAGAAAUUUCAUGAACUUAAACUCAGAUACAAAGCUGAAAUAAACACAGGGGAAAUUUGAGAAGGAACUAAACGAAAUACUGUUAUAUCAAUGAGAAUCAAUCAUUUAUUUUAAUAAUGUAUUAGGUUAUUGCCCAAACUGCUCAAGAAAGCCAUUAAAAGUGCUUUAUAUAUUGAAGCUAAUUUAAAUGUUAAUAUUUACAUAUAAUAAUAAUUAACAAUUAUUAACAAAUAAUUAAUAAUAAUAAUAAUAAAUAUUUAAUAUAAUAAUAAUUAACAAUUCUAAAGUAUUUGGAUAUAUAAUCUAAAUAAUUAUAAUUCAUAUCAUUUAAACAAAUUAUUAGCAGCAAAAAUGUUUUUAGUUAAAAAGAUUUUAAUAUGUGGCAAAGAAAUCCACACAGAGACUGGGAGUGGCUUUAUUGCAUCAGUUAUAUGUCACUUUUCUCACAGCGGAUUGGUCCAGUUUUGUUUUGCGAUCUCUAAACCAGAAUAGCUACAACCUGCUCCGGUGCAGGUUAACCAUGUAUCAUAAGUUACUGUGGUGACAAAACCUGAUCAAAACCGACCCGCCUUCUUGAGCCAGAACACUCAAACUAAACAUGAACUUACCUGAGUAAAAACCAAAACCGGCUUUGUGCAACAGGCCUCUGAACUCAAAAGUAUUAUUUUUGUUUUGUGUAUAAUUUGACUCUCAAAAAUGACGUUAACUCUUGGUUUGCAUUUUAUCCUUGACCAAUAACCACCGUUCUAGACUGAAUAUGAGUAAAUUAACACCAAAUUUUCAUUUUUGGGUGAACUGUCACUUUAGGAAAGCAGAACUUUCUACAAAAUACCUGACAUUUCACUGUGAAUCAUGCUCAUCUUUUACAGAAAAAAAAUAUUUUUUUAAAUAAGCUUCACAUGUUAAAAUCACACAUGGAUGAAAUGUGGAACAUGUGAAACUAAUGAAAUGUGUGAUUUUGGAACAUUUUUGGAUUACACUUAAUUUUAAGGUGUACUUGUUACAGUGUAACUAUUCAAUCGAUUAAUCAGUUAAUUAAUUACAUGUUCUUAGGGCUAGAAUGCCAUUUAGGGUUAGUUACAUGUAAUUAUGCAUAAUUAAUUGUAAUUACUGCAGUAAGCACAAGGAAUGUGUAAUAGUGAUAACUUUUUAAAUAAAUUAUCACUUUUUGCAUUAGUUUUUUCACAUGAAAUUUUUUUUAACUUAGGCUCAUUCUGAAAACGUAGCCCUAUAUGCAUUUCUGGAGAUCAUGAAUUAUGUAGCCAGAAGUACAUGUGGCUGCAUUUCUUCUUUAAAGCGAACACUACGGGGCGGUAUGACGCUGUUUCUUUUCUCACUUACCUGCUGACUGCUUACCUCCGUAUAGAUUGCUUUCCCACUGUUACCAGUUUGUCCAGUAGCUCGCCAUGUACAUCUGCAGACGCAGAGUGGAGUUGACCACGAUAACGGGUUUUGAGUCCAGGGAAAAACGGUUCUAGAAAGAGGUUAAGACAAUAAUUAAGGCAAAAAAUAAAACAAACAAGUAAAUAACAAUGUGAGAAUAUGGUAAAAUCUGAAAACGUAGAAAAAAUCAGGUUAGGGCUUUUCUUUUGCUGGAUUGAUUUUUAAAACUGUUGGUUGGGUUUAGGGAACUGGGUGGGUGGGUUAAUCGGUGCUUUUUAAAACACUAUUGGUUGGGUUUAGGGAAGGAGGAGGGUGGGUCAGUCAGUCAGUCGACAGCGGCCUCUGGUGGAUUUACACAAGAAGAGCAGGCGCGAGAAAUUUGAGAGCUCAAAAAGCGUACACAGCUGCCUCAGAUGGAUUCGUAAAAACUGCAAAAAACAUACCUCCUGGGAUGUAUUUGGUGCUCUCCAAAAAUGUAUAUAGCGGUACGUUUUCAGAAUGAGCCUGGAAAAUUUAGCUAUUCUAAAAGUAAAAAUUUCACGUCUGUUCCACAUAUGUUCCAUGUGUUUUAAAGUGUGAUUUUUAACGUUUGUUAAGCUCAUAUGAUGCUAAUCUAGUUUUCUGUAAAGUAUGUUCUGUGUCUGAAGGAUCAAUUCAUUUGUUUCUCCAUUUCCUUUAGUCCUAACAUGUGUCUGAUACUGUAAUAAUACCAUAGAUUUAGAGAGACUUUUAUGCAAAAUCAUUUUUAAUGCAAGAAUAAACUUGUUCUUACACA